Molecule: messenger RNA, 602 nt
Organism: Colossoma macropomum (tambaqui)
Lineage: Eukaryota; Metazoa; Chordata; Actinopteri; Characiformes; Serrasalmidae
Product: pro-neuregulin-4, membrane-bound isoform-like
Exons: 5
Coding region: 174-527 (117 amino acids)
Biological process (GO): positive regulation of mitotic nuclear division; epidermal growth factor receptor signaling pathway; positive regulation of cell population proliferation
Source: RefSeq, a predicted model, not a curated record
CUCUAAGAGCCACAAUGACUUUCCUUUCACAAGUCACUUCAACAAGCCAGAGCAGCUCACCUGGACAAGCAGAGGCAACUUACUUGGGAACUUCUCCGCUCUGGUGGAAGCAAAGGAUAAAAAAGUGAGGAGGACAAAUCAUUUCGGUGACAAGGUCUUUUUAAGCAGUUCUCAUGAUGGCAGAACACGGUGACCCUUGCACUGGGUCAGAGGUGUCCUACUGCAUGAAUGGAGGAAAGUGCUUUAAAAUUCCCUCGGUGUCCACACCCACCUGUGUGUGUGGAGAAAACUACAAAGGCAGCAGAUGUGAGCAGUUCCAGCUGCUAAGCAUUUCGAACAAUAGUGAGGAGAAGGGUAUGAUCGCUGCUGUGAUCAUCCUCCUCAUCCUCAUCCUGGUGAUGCUGGCUGUUAUCAUCUACUACAUCUGCAAAAUGAAAAGGAAAGCAGGCCAAAAUGAGAGAAAGCAGCCUCAAAAUGGUCAAGAGUAUUGGAAAGUGAAGUCAAGGGGUGCAAGUGAUUUACCAUGAGCAGCAUUAAAUGUUAUUUGAAGAAAAAAAAACAUACUAAGAAAAAUACUUGCUUACUUGCAUGCUUAUGUGGAU